Pollicipes pollicipes is the source of this 5985-nucleotide messenger RNA. Its product is annotated as cadherin-86C-like. Gene Ontology annotation, biological process: homophilic cell-cell adhesion. The record is from RefSeq and is a predicted model, not a curated record. Gene Ontology annotation, cellular component: plasma membrane. Lineage: Eukaryota; Metazoa; Arthropoda; Thecostraca; Pollicipedomorpha; Pollicipedidae. Gene Ontology annotation, molecular function: calcium ion binding.
CAGCUCCCGCGCGUCGGUGCCGGUGCCAGAGGGUGCUGACGCUCGCCCCAGGCGACGGCGCAGGUCCAGAGGGGACUGGAGGCCUCGGAGCGCCGUCCAAGACGCUGAAGAGUCUGCUGCUGAAGAGUCGGCCAAGCGCACAACGAAAAAGUGCCGCUUGUUUGUAAAACGCGAAGUGUUAAUGGCCCACAUACGUGCUUUUGUUGUCAAUGGUGCCGACCUCGUUCUACACAGUGAGCAGCCUGUCUUUGAAACGCAGCGGGUGAGGUAACGCGGUGAAAGGGGCGCCUUCCUUGGCUAGCUCUGCAGCCUUAAACUUUGAAGCAGAUCGACUCCGUGUCAAACAGUGCUUUGGUGGUUGCUCUCACACCGCGGCGAUGUGUGUCAGACUGGUGUCGCGAUGGCUGGUGCUGUUGACACUGACACCAUUGGUGACGGCCAACGUGCCCUACUUCUUCGUGGACUCGAGCAUGUCCCUGGUGCUGGUGCCCGAAGACACGCCCGUCGGCACCACCAUCUACCGAGUCAAGGCGGCUGACUCGGACUCAGACUACCCCCUGACGUUCAGCGUACCCGACACGGUGGGCCGGACGCUAGCCGACAUCGUCACCUACAACUGCACCAGCUACGACGACUUCUGCGUGGCGGACAUCCUGCUGAAGCGCCCGCUGGAGGCGGGGCGCGACCUCGGCCUUCCGUCUGCGCGUGCGCGACACGAGCGGCGAGGUCACCACGGUCACGGCUAAGGUCAAGGCCUCGAGCGGGCGCAGCAGCCUUGACCAGACCUUCCUGGAGCUCAUUAAGCCGCUCCGGGUGUCCGAGAACACUGCGGUCGGGACGAAGCUGAAGACGAUCCGAGCCAGGAAAGGGGCGCAAAACAUCAAGUUCGACCUUCGGGGGACGAGUGCUCUAAUGUUACAGAACACACGUCUCAUCAGCGGAGGCGCGGCAGUUGACAUCAUUCUGAAGGAAAAGUUGGAUUUUGAACAGGAAAACCUCAUCGAGUUCACCGUCUUUGCCGAGAACGGCUACAGGAACACGAAGUUCGACACACGGAACGUCGUGGCCAUGCCGAUGAUCUUAUUGGUUGAGGACGAGCAAGACACGCCUCCCUCCUUCAUCAACCCGCCCUCCGUUCUGCGGAUCAGCAGCUCCAGCAAGCCGGGCGACUCGAUCGGCUCGUUCCGGGCGGUGGACGGUGACAAGCGCGGACAGAGGGAAAUCCGGUACCGCCUGGUGCCUAACGGACUCGGCUACGACACCUUCUUCAGCAUGGACCCCGUCACAGGGAACCUCUCAGUGACGUCAUCGCUGCUGGACCUGACGACGCCGCGGCGUGAGCCGAUGCGGGUGACGGUGGCGGCCGAGGAGGUGACGCGGGAGCUGCGCGAGCGGGGCCUCUCCGUCACCACCGACGUGGUGGUGCUGCUCGAGGACGACGUCCGCCACCCGCCCGAGUUCGGACGGAGCUUGUACGUGACCCAGCUGUUCGAAAGCCCGCCGCUGGGCACCAUCCUGAACUUUGCCCCGCCGCUGGAGACCACUGGUCAGCGGGGCACGUUCGCGCUCAGCAUCAUCGGUGACCUCGCCUCCAAGUGUUUCGAGGUGGAGCCCACCGUUCUCAGCGGUGAUGUCCAGUUCGACAUCCGAGUCAAGAACAACCAGCUGCUCGACUUCGAGAAGCUCGUGCGGCCGGAGAUCCGGUUCAGGAUCAAGGCUCAGGAGGUGGAGCUGGCCGGCAGGACCCGGCCAACUCUCAUCAGCUACACCAACGUUACCGUCACCGUCAUCGACCAGAACGACAACGCGCCCACCUUCGAGAAGGAUCUCUACGAGGCGUUCUUCGACGAGAACAUCGAGCGGGGGACCCCCAUUCUCAAGGUGGCAGCUAUUGACGCCGACCAGGCGGACGGCGGCCGGGUGGUGUACUCGGGACUGACCGGCGACAACGCCGAUGACCUGACCCUGGACCCGACCUCCGGUCAGAUCUCGGUCAAGGUCACCAACCAUCGCUUUGACUUCGAGACUCAGGAGGAGUACCGGCUGCAGGUGUUCGCCACCGACAGCGGGGUGCCGCAGCGGACGGGGACGGCCUCGAUCGUGCUCACCGUGCGGGACGUGAACGACAACCCGCCCGUGUUCACAAGCCCGAUGUAUAGCGGCAAGCUGAGUCCGAAGGGCGACAAACUGGAGGAGGCCGUCCAAGUUCUCGCCGUGGAUCGCGACUCGGGGGCCAACAGCAAGGUCGCCUACCGGCUCCGCGGCAGCAGCAAGUACCGCGACAACUUCGCAAUCGAUCGCAACACAGGCGAGCUGAGCGUGCGGAAGCCGGUGCCGAUGGAGCUGACUGACAGCAGGGACCCGCGCCGGCUGCCGGAGAACCAGCCGCUGACAUUCCAGGAAGCGGGGUCCGAGGCGGUUAACGACAGGAUCGAGCUGCAGGUCGAGGCACACGACGAGGGUAGCCCCCAGCUGUUCAGCAAGGUGCCCGUCUACAUAUACAAGAAGGAGAACGUGCAGACCAUGACAUUCCUGGUAAACGAAGACGUGGACACCGUCCUGCAGAACCAGGAUGAUGUGGAGCGCCAGCUGUCGGUGUUCACGGGCGGCACGGCCACCAUCACCAACGUCAAGCGAUACGAGGGCGACGACGAACUGACGGGCAGGAACGGCCAGCAGCUAGAAGGAAAGACGGCCAUUACAGCCAGGGUGCAUCGGCCGUAUGACGCCAUCUUCGACACCACCAGUCUGGGAGGAGGAGCAGGUUCCAAAAAUGAAGACGGUGGCACUGAUGGGGGAGAGGCUAUUGAUCAGGCAGCAGUGAACAGCGUCUGGUUCUGGCUCCUGAUAGCUCUGGCCCUCAUUAUCAUCAUCAUUCUUAUCAUCGUCUGCUGCUGCUGCUACUGCUCCUGCUGCUAUGCCUGCUGUCCUCUCUGCAGCUGCCACAAGCGAAAGAUGGUGAAGGAGUACGACGAGGAGGCGGUGGCGUACGUCAACGUGAACGGCGGCGAUGCACAGCAGCUGAACCGCAGUCACGGGCGCGGUGGCAAUGUCCUGCAGAGGAUGCGUUCUGCCGUGGCCGGUCCGGCGGAGAGGGUGCGGUCAGCGGCCAGUCGCCAGGCGUGGUCCGGCAACGGUCGCUACCGCCAGCUACCGGCCGGAGGGAGAAACUCUCACUCGUCGACGCUCCGCUUGGUGGACGCGGCUGAGACCGAGCCGGGCCGGGAGAACGUGGUGAUGCUGCGCCAGGGAAUGGAGGACGAGAUCUCACGCGUGGUGCGAGGCGGCCGCGACAACCAGAUCGUGCUCGUGCCCAACGAGAUCGGCAGCCUGCACAGGUCUAGCUCCAGGGCGUCUCGGGGCGGCCCCAAAAUGUACCGGGUAAUGCGCGACGGUCGGCGCCAGCUCCAGCUGGUGGACGAGGACGGCUACCGCGUGGAGGACCUGGAGCUGGACGACGCCAGCCUGGACCGGCUGGAGCAGGAGCGGAGGUCCGUCGUCCUGGACGGGGCGCGCACCGCCUCCCGCCGCACGCCCUCCGUCGAGGUGCUGACUCUUGAUGACCAAAACGGGGGCAGGGACGCCGAGUACCACCGCAAGGGCCGCAGCGACUCGCUGCGUCUGUACACGUCUGCCAAACGACGCCAGAGGGAUUUCUCCCUCGACAGGGACGGAAACCCGAUCGAGCGUCCGGUGUUCCGUGGCCGACCGCGGGACGACCAGGACGUGCGGUACGGCCAGCCGGUGGGGCCGCAUCGCGCCGGGCCGCGCCGGCGCACGCGCAGCGAGGUCAUGGUGGUGCACGAGGACGACGAGCUCGAGGAGGACAGGCUGGAGGAUGAGGACGGCCGGUUGGAGGACGAUGGUGGGGGCGGCAAGGCUAUGAUCAUGACGCGCUUCAUGAACAGUCAGGAGGGCGCCCGGUACGAGUCGGACCAGCUGCGCAGGGAGGAGGAGGAGGAACAGCUAGACGUGCAACAGUCGGGCCAGCACGGCGUCACAGUGACGUCACUGACGCGGCGUGGUGACGUCAUCCAGGGCGAGGCGCGUGUGUCGGCGCGGGCCAUCAAGACGCCGAUCCAGGAGGAGACGCAGAGCGUGCUGGAGAGGGAGGAGCGGGAGAUCCACGCGCCGCUGCCGGGCUCACCAGAGCCGCUGUACGCGCAGACCAAGGCGUCCAUCCUGCGCCGGCGCAACAGCAAGGCGGUACUGCAGGAGGAGCUGCAGCAGGCCGGUCUGCUGCACGCGCACCGCCAGUCGGACGGCGGCGAGCCGCGCCGUGCCUCCGAUGACUCGACCGGUGCAAAAAACGGGGGGCGCCGGCGGUUCACGCGUGAUGAGGCCGCCGGCGAGAUGUACGAGUCGAAGCUGCAUUAUGCCGAACAUGUGCAGGAGGAGAUUGACCAGCGCGCGCGCCAGGAGCGGCGCGCAGCAGCCGGGGACCGGCUGGAUGCGCCGCGCCAGUACCGGCGCCAGCGGAGCCGCAGCGAGGAAGCGGAGGAGGGACGACGAUUGCAAAAGAAGGAACGACGAUUCCAGACGGAGAGACGAGGAAGUAGAAGAAGGGAUGGCGGGGACAGAAGAAGGAGUGAUGAAGGGAGAAGAAGGGACGAUGCUGACAGUAGAAGAAAGGAUGAACCUAGAAUGAUAGAUGAAGACAGAAGGCGAUAUCACGAUGACAGAGGGAGAGAUGCUGACCGUGGGAGGGAAGGUGAAGUAGAAAGGAAUGGGAGAGAUGUCACGAGCGGCAUGAGAGCGAGAGACGACCGGUAUAGAGAUGAUCAACGUGAUCAGAGGGAUGAGAGGAAGGAAGAUCAACGCGAUCGGAGGGAGGAGAGGAAUGAUGAUAGACGCGAUCGGAGGGAGGAUAGGAAUAAUGAUAAACGCGAUCGGAGGGAGGAGAGGAAGGAUGAUCAACGUGAUCGGAGAGAGGAGAGGGAGGAUGGUCAACGCGAUCGGAGGGAGGAGAGAAGGGAUGAAAAGGGUUCCGGGAGGCGGAAAGAGAGAACAAACAGCCGAGACGAGGACAGAGACGGCAGGGGCAGCGGCGAGCGACGAGAUAACGACGGCCGCAGAGCGUCGGGGUCAGGGGACCACGACAGCAGAACGGAGGACUCAACCACCUCUCAGAUCACGGCAGGUGGGAGCAGCUCGUCAGGGAAGGGCCGCCGCGACCGCCGAGGGUCGGAUGAACGCCGCCGAGACAGCACCAACAACGGGACGGAGACAGGCGAGUCUUCGUCGAGUAGGGACAAGCAGUCGAGAGAUCGAGCGGCUGGCGAUGAAUUGCGCGAAAGCAAAGAGAGCAAAACAUCAAAGAAGACUUCGAAAGGUGAGGCGUUGAAAAAGAGGAGCGAGUCCUUGGAGGUGGACGGCAAGAGAGUUGAAGAGCGUUCAAAGGACAAGAAAGACACUCGAAAGCGUGCAACGGGGGAUGCUACCGCUGGAGAAUCCAAAGACACCACACACUCGUCUAAGGAAGACAAAAAACCUCGACGCUCCGACAAGAGCAGUAACAAAACUACAGACGGAAGCAGUAAGGAGAGCAAAACCAGCAAGGACAGCAAGACCACCAAAGAGAGCAAAACCAACAAAACAACAAGGGAAAAUCACGAAUCAAAGUCAACGAAGAACGACAAGAACAACGACACUAAAGGCACCACCAAGCAGCAUGCUUCCGAGACGGCCAGCUCCGACCCAAACACUGGCUCGUCUGACUCCGCCCCGGCGGCCUCCUCCUCUGGCGGCGCCGUGGUCCCCGCGCCAGACCCGGGACCUCCCGGAGGGGCUCCCGAGGCCCCCGGCCGCCACAGCGACAUCAGCGGCGACAGCGGCAUCGGCGAUGUCACGCGUCACGUGGCGACGGUGGACGUGACGCAGCUGGCGAACCAGUUCCUGGAGAAGAAGAGCAUCUUCACCAUCGCCUACGAUGACGUACACACGCACCGGCUGCGCAGCGACACGCCGCACGAAGCGGACGUGUAG